Messenger RNA from Trichoderma reesei QM6a, 633 nucleotides. RefSeq names its product secretory component protein-like protein. Gene Ontology annotation, biological process: endoplasmic reticulum to Golgi vesicle-mediated transport. NCBI's taxonomy places the organism in Eukaryota, Fungi, Ascomycota, Sordariomycetes, Hypocreales, Hypocreaceae. The coding region runs from base 1 to 633 and encodes 210 amino acids. The record is from RefSeq and is a predicted model, not a curated record. The transcript has 2 exons. Gene Ontology annotation, cellular component: endoplasmic reticulum membrane.
AUGAGCUCCUCAUCCUACAUUGAUUGGUCCAAGACGACCAAGUCCAAGGACUACCGCGGCUCGACGUCCUUUGCGACUUUUCUCAUCAUCGGCCCGACAUGCUUCUUCCUGGGCAUCCUCUUCGCCUCGUUCCCGUACGACUUCCCCCUGCUGUGGACGAAAGAACCCGUCGCCGCCGACUACUACGACCAGCUCGAGACGCACCUCAAGUUUGUCCACCAGUCGCCGCCGCUCAUCGGCCGCCUCCUCAACAUCAUCAUGAGCGUGGGCUUCCUCGGCCUCUUCAUCAAGCUCUUCCGCCCCAGCGAGGCCAACUUCCUCUUUGACGGCGCCUCGCUGAUCCUGUACCUCAUCGGCGUCGCCGUCUACGUGUCCAACAUUGUCAAGGGCCUGCGCACCGUCAGCUCCGGCUUCUGGCACUCGGAGGAGUUUGCCGCGUCCAAGGGCCGGUUCGACGGCGAGGUUGUCCUCGGCAGGGAGGACAGCCUCAAGGUGCUGGCGGCGAGCAACACGAUCCUGGCGCUGGUACUGGUGGGAAUCCUGGUGCUGCAGGCCGGGCAGUGGUAUGCCGAGAAGAGGGACUGGGACGACGAGAAGGAGGUGGCGAAGAAGGAGGCCAAGAAGAAGCAGUGA